Molecule: messenger RNA, 5872 nt
Organism: Bacillus rossius redtenbacheri
Lineage: Eukaryota; Metazoa; Arthropoda; Insecta; Phasmatodea; Bacillidae
Exons: 3
Coding region: 2043-3485 (480 amino acids)
Source: RefSeq, a predicted model, not a curated record
GUUUCGCAGAUGAUCUGAAAAUUUACUUCAAUUAAUGAUUGUAUGUUACUUCAAAAUUACAUUAACAGUAUUAACAUUUGGUGUACUGCAAAUUUGGUUAAGGCCGAUAUCCAUAGUUUUGCAGGCACGAGGGAAAUGAUUUAUCCCACGAAUAGCACUAUCGGUAAAAAAAAUGUCACUUACAGCAUUAAAUAAUAAUGCUUUGAUUUUUGCAAUUGUGGUAGAAAAAAUUUUAUAAAAAAAUUAUUUGUUACUAAAUUGUAAUUAAGAAAUUUUUAAAACUAAGUAUUUCAUAUUUAUAAGAACUGUACACGGUCUUUAUUUUACAUACAAAUCAAAUUGAGUAUCCUUUACAAUUCCUAUAGCCCAAAACUGAAACAUUACGUACAGAAUUUAAAUAAUUUAAUUUUUAGACUUUUGUACUAACCGACGCGUGGAGUUCUAAAACAGAGCAGAUGUCGUGUGAGUUCAGUGUUCUGCCGGUAGAGAUCAGGCACAAUUUUCCACGAUGAGUUCCGAGUUACCCGCUAGAUGCCUCGACUAUCGCAGAGAAGUUCUGGCGGGAAUAAUGCAAUUAUGAAACGUUUAACUGACAAAACUUGUAUCAGUGAACGUGUGCUGGUGUUGUUUAUUCAAGAUGAAGGUGAGCAGAAAAUUUAAGGAAGUUAAUCGACGAAAAAUUGAGUAAGUAUUUUUAUGUAAUCGUACAUCGUAAUUGCAAAUAUUUUUUUCUCUCUGUAAAAGUAACUUGAGCCUAUAAUUAUCAUCCGACAUAUACCUAGACUUUUGAAGAAUUUCGCAGAUAUAGCGGUUCAAAGUAAAGAGUUGAUUUAUACUUAGCGGAAAAUUUUCUUUUUAUAUUAAAUUUUAAAAACAUCAUUGUGUAUUGUAAAUUGUGUAUUAGCGUUUAUAAUAAUUUACAUUAUUAUAUAAAAUGACACACCUUUAUUUAAUUAAUUAAGAAUAGAGCUCCUUUCUGAAACUUAUUAAUUUUUUUGGUGAUUUUCCGUUACAUAAAUUUUUGAAAUUUUAUAAAAUAAUAACGUAUAAUGAAUGAAACAUAGCCAACGCAAAAUGCAUGAGUUAAGUAUUUUAUAUCAGUAACAAGAAUCGUGAGAACGCUAAAACAAAUUAAGACUCAAGUACUAACUUAAAAGAUUCCAUUGCCGUUUUAAUUGUUUCUUCUUAACUGUCACAACGGUACAGGGGUUAUUCGUUUUCGUUAUGUAUAUAUUUUGUUAGCUGAAAAAAGAUUCCAAAUUUAGUAUUAUUUAUGGAUUCUGAGCAAAAACUUAUGUUGUAAACUAGUUUGAAAACUAACAUAAAUUUCGAUUAUAACUAAUGGUGGUUUAUACUAGACUUAUUAACUAAUGGUUAUUUAUACUAGACAUAAAUUUUGAAGACAGUUUUAGGUUUUUGGAUUACAAAUUAGUAAUAUAUCACACAGAAAACACGAUAAAGACAUUUUACCGUGCCACGUAUAAGUCUUAACUUAUUAUUUUGUAGAUGUGUAAUGAAUAGAUAUACCUAAAUUUACGCAAAAUAAAUAGUCAAAAGUUAGAGAAAAAAAAACUUAAAUAACGAGAGAAAAAACUAACAAAUAUAAAGCCAUUUACUCAUAUAAAUAUAGGCUAUGCAAAAAAUACAGAAGAAACAAUUUUAACAGCGAUAGAUUAAGAGACGAAGUGUAGACAAAAAGCAGAUAAACCACAGAUAAAUAUGUAUCUACAGUGGCAGAUACAGGAAUGGGGAGGGGAGACAUAGCCGCAUUCUCACCCCCCCCCCCGGACCAACCUAAAACAAAACACUUAAUAGUUUUUAACUUUUUUCCUAAUGCUUUAUCAUAGUGUACCAAUCUUACCUAAAUAUUGUUUUACUGCAGUGCUAUAGAUAACGGGACGUUUUUGAACCACUAAUAAAAUCUACUAAAUGUUUCAAUCGUAAAUGUACUAAAAUAGUAUUAGAACAUUUUAUUUGGUCCUCCCCUAAUCAUCAUUCUUGGUUAUCUGCAAUGAAAUAGUUUUCACUCAUUACCUAUUCUAAUGAAUUACAUUAUUUUCUGUAGGCUCGCAAGAUUAGUGAAAGCCCGGAAGAAGCUCGGGUUGCUCCAAAAAAAUUUGGUUGUUGGUGGUGGUUCUGCAGAACCAGCAUUGCCGGAAAGCCAAAAUGGUGAAACUUUGGCACCCACAGUGCCCGAACAGACCGGCAUUUCACCUUCAGUGGCGGCGUGUGCAUCACAUAUAAUCGAUGAUUGUACAAACAUUAUGCCUGAUGACGAUCAAAGGAACGAUAAUCUCCCCCCACUGGUAGUGGUUUACGAGCCUCCACUGCCACAUACAGAUCCGGGACUCAGCAUGCUAAAUGGCCGGAUGCUGGUGGACAUGCGUCAUUUCAUAGUGCAGUGUCGUCUUCUGGAGAGACACAGAUGUCCGAUUUCAUCUUCAGGAAUGUAUGUGCUGAACAGUGUACAAACGUACGGCCUACUGACCGAUUUUAAAUUCAAGUGUACACACUGCAACCAGGAGCAGCAUUUCAAGUCGGAACCUGUGGAAUGUCUUCCAGUGGGAAGACCAAAAAAAAGAAAACAGGAUACAAACCACCUAGAUGUCAAUGACAAGAUGGUCUGGGGCACAAUUUCAGUUGGCUUAGGCUAUGGGCCAUUGCACGAAUUGUUGUCAGUUAUUAAUGUACAUCCUAUGAGCCCAGGUUGCUUUGCUUACCAUGAAAACAAAAUAGGAGAACACUGGAAGGUAAUGUUGCAGAAGGAAAUGGAAGAUGCUGCACUGGAAGAGUUCUCUAUGGCGAAAGACGAUGGACGAAUCUGUAUGGUUGGAGAUGAGGAACAUGCUUGGACAAUAGGAAUUUUGGAUGGAGGUUGGAGCCAAAGAUCCUAUGGUCAUAGGUAUUCUGCUAAGUCUGGAUGUGCUAUAAUAAUUGGGUUCUACACUAAGAAAUUGUUAUUCCUUGGUGUGAGAAACAAAUAUUGUACCGCAUGCAUUCGGAGCGAACGAAUGGAAAUGGAGCACACACCGCACUUGUGUUUCCGGAACUGGUCUGACUCUUCCACUGCAAUGGAGGCAGACAUUAUAGUGGAAGGAUUCCGGUUCUGUGAAGACAAGUACAAACUUCAAUUUAAGAAGUUUGUUGGUGAUGGUGAUUCCAGUGUGCAUGCAGCCAUAAUUGCAAAUGUUUCGUAUGGGAGAGAUGUUGAAAAGAUUGAAUGUGCUAACCAUGUCGUGAAGAAUCUUAAAAAGAAUCUUUAUGCCAUGGCCAAGGGCAGCCAUACACGGCAUCUCAGCCAGUCGAAAAUCCAAGCCCUUUGUCGCUGUGCAAGAGGUUGUAUCAGCAACUGUGGGGGUAAUGCUGUGCAACUUCAAUCAGCACUUCUAAAUGUGCCGAACCAUGUGUUUGGAGAUCAUAAGUUAUGCCAUUUAGAAGUGUGUGAGAGAGCUGGUACAUCAGCGAAUCCCUGCAGUUAUGAUUAAUUGCCUCGUGAAUUGGUUGUGGUAGUCAAACAAGCUUUUGACCGAGUGAGAGCAAAGUCACAAGCACUUGUAUUGGAUCUCACAACCAACCAAGCAGAAAUGUACAUGUCAUUAGUAGCGAGGAUGGCAGGCGGUAAGCAGAUUACCGUUCACAACAGGGGUCUUACAGCCGAAGGGCCACUGCUGCAGGUUUGUCUUUCCAACUUCGCUACAAAUGGCAUGGACAAACUAUGAAGGCGAUCACAGGUCACAGCCCUGGAGUGACUGUGAAGCGAUUAAUGGCAAAAAGACAGAAACAGCAGGCAAACUGUAGGCGAAGGCUGGACAUGAAUCCUCACGCACCACGAAAAUCGGAAUCAUCUAAGCCACAUGGUGAUAAGAGCUAUGGUCCUCACGCAACUCAGCCUCCAGCCUCUGGUCAUGAAUUAGAGGUUCUGACUGAGUCUGUGAUGAGAAGCAUAGAACUUACAGUGCAAGAAAGAAAUGAUCUGGAGGUGCAGACACGAGAUCAAGGAAGCAGUCAGUUGUGGAUGAAGGAGCGGAGAAAACGAGUCACUGCUUCCUUUUUCGGACGUGUCUGUAAAAUGAGGGAAAACACUUCGUGUAAAGUGACAGUGGAAGCAAUUGUGUACAGUCGUGUAUUGGAGAAUGCUGCCACAAUUCAUGGCCUUGCAAACGAGCGCGUGGCUGUUUCUUUGUACCAAGGAAAAACAGGCCAUACUGUUCAACAGUGUGGUCUCUUUGUUGACCUUCAGCAUUGCUUUCUUGCAGCUUCUCCCGAUGGUUUAGUUGGUGAUGAUGGUUUGGUGGAGGUGAAAUGUCCAUACUCUGCAAGAGAACUUAACCCUUUAGAUGCGGCAGUGCAACUCAAAUCGUUCUUUUGCAGAGUUGCCGAUGGUGAGCUUUGCUUGAAUCGCUCUCACAAUUACUUCUAUUAAGUGCAAGGGCAAUUGCACAUCACACGAAGGAAGUGGUGUGACUUUGUAGUUUGGACAACGAAAGGCAUUUCGAUAGAAAGAAUUGUGAGAGAUGAUUGUUUUUGGCUUGAGAAAAUGGAGUUAAAAUUGGUGCGGUUUUUUAACAACUGCUUGUUGCCAGAGCUUGCUGAUCCAUGUCGUCCCAGGGGACAACCGAUUCGUGAGCCAGAAUAUAUUAUACAGGCACAAGAAAGUCGUUCAAAGAAACGCAAAAUUGCAGAUGUGUGAAUGUUGAGAGACAGAAAUUGUGUGGCUGACGAGAACUCUUUUAUUUUUUAAUUUGAUACAUUGAUGCUUUAUAUCUGAUAAAAAAUUCUAAUUAUUGUUUACUUCUCAUGCUUGUACAAAUUGAACAGUACUGUAAAUGUAUUUUUUAAUGACAUAAGCAAUAGUAAGUUAUUAGCUGAUAUUGAACACAAACAAUUUUUUCAUGACUACAAAAAAUAAGGUUCUCUGCUUGGCGAGUGAUUAAAUUAUACUAAUGUCAAAAAUAUGUUAUCGGGAAAAAAUAAAUUAAGUUAUUUUAUACCACUGAAAUCAAACUGAAAAGUCUUUGCAACUGGUAUCUCAUACAAGAAAUAUGAAACAUAUUCGUGCUUCAUUUUGUAUAAAAAUAAAACACAUAUAUAAUAUCGGGAGACAGCCUUGAAAAUCUUGCAUAUCACCAACAUGGCCAAUGAGACUCAUAGUCAUGUUUACAAUGGCAAGACAGCUAGCAAACCAGUUCAGUUUACAUGCAGCUUAACUGAAAAAUUUAUUCAAUUUUUUCGGUGUAGUUUUACGCUCAAAAUUAAUACAAAACCAAAUCAGCAAUCCUUGUUCGAUCAUUUAUAAUAUUACAAAAAAAUCUUCCAUUUCCUUCAAAUUGUAUUGAGCACUAAAAUAUUGAUUUACUUUUGGCCCAGAUUUUAUUUGACGAUAGCUACUCUGUAGAGUUUCGCUUGUUUGCAUUGUUUAUUUAUUAGGUUUAAAUCAUGGCCAAAUGUAUUGAAGCGUAACACAAAUUAUAUAUAUGUGUGUGUCUGGUUAGGAAUCUGUAUGAUGUACUAGAAAAACUAUGUCCUAUCAGUGUAAUAGUUGUAGCCUUAUAAGCGUUGAAUAUUUAUGAAACAUUUUAUUUCUUUGGUUUUUAAAGCCACAGACUUGUAUUUUAUUUAUUUCAUUUAGACAACAACAUGCAUCCGUGUUUUCUACAUUGCAAGCUCUGUAAUAUUUUGAAUGUUAUAGUAAAUUUUGCUUUUUAAAAUCUGUGAUUUAUGUGCAGUAGAGUAAUUGGUAAUUUUUUAUAAUUUCUUUUCAUAUUUUUAAUGAUCCAUUUGCUAAUAGUAUAUACACUUCUCCAUUUAUUAUAAUAAACACAUAUUCCAUUAUUGGAAUUCUUUAAGAAUGGGUAUCACAAGACUACAAAAA